Trachemys scripta elegans is the source of this 7684-nucleotide messenger RNA. RefSeq names its product membrane frizzled-related protein (gene MFRP). The record is from RefSeq and is a predicted model, not a curated record. Lineage: Eukaryota; Metazoa; Chordata; Testudines; Emydidae. The transcript has 12 exons. Gene Ontology annotation, molecular function: protein binding. Bases 4836 to 6884 code for a protein of 682 amino acids.
AUGAGCUCAGGAAACCUGCUGCAGGGGCAGGUUCGCCCAGCCAGCUAGGGGGCUCCUGCCACCGCUGGCUACUCACUGCUCGCAGGGGGCUACAUAGAGCCAUGCUCUGGGCAGAGGCACAGCUCUUGGCUGCCCAGAAGGCUUAUAAGACUCCCACUGCCUACCGGAGCAGGACAGUGGGGCCUACACCAAGCUGGGCCUAAUGCAGGCAGCAAGUUUCUCCUGCAGCCCCCCUGGGCCCUGCUUGGGCAGCAUGAAACAGAAUGGGAGCUAGGACACCCCUGGCCACUGCAGAAGAGACCCAGGGCUGGCUAGAGAAGCAGAGAGCCAGGCCCAUGGCAAAGCCCUUCGCUGUGGCCCCCCUCCCCCUCACCACCCAUUAACACGCCCCAGGCUUGGGAGCCCUAAGUACUGGACACUCCCCCUUCAGCUCAGCUCUCCCCAAAGCUCCUGAACAAUGAGCCUUUUCUCCACUGCUUAGUAACUGAGAAACAGCUUCGCCUUGAGGGGCUGCAGGAAUGUGACUGGCUGGGCCCUGGCGCCAGGCACUAGGGAAACGCUGCACCCAACCCAGCCAACUGUAAACACAGCCAGGGGAAUUAGCUCACCCCACACCCAGCUCCAGUCCCCCUCCAUGCAGGCCCAUGGGACACUGGUGGCAUCAGUAAUGCCCUUAGUUCAGGGGCUAUGGUAGCUUUAUAGACAGGAACUGCCACCACAGCAAGCAGGUGCAGGGGACAGGCCGAGGCCUGGACACAGAGCUUCCCUCACCCCUGGAGGGAGAAAGAGACAGGCUACAGGUGGGGCCAUUGCUGGGGAUCUCAUGGGUGCACCACACAUGAGCCCCUAAGGGGGCCUCUGUCCAGGGGAGCAAACAAGCAGCUUGAGGGCCAGGAUCAUGUCUUGGGAGGGACUCAAGACCAUGGGAGAAGGCCCCAGGUCCACUUGACCCUGCAGCUGGGUUCCAGGCAGCACCCAUCAUUGACAAGUAUAAAAAGAGGCCGACUUGAAUUCCCACCGACUAAUGCCAGUGCAACCAAGGAGGGCUAGGAUCUGAGACUGCUGGGUUCUACUCCUGGCUUGGCCACCAACUGGCUGCAUUACCUUGGGCAAAGCAGGUGCACAGAUGCCCCUGUGAUGGCCACUAGGAAAAUCAUUUUCAGAAGUACACAAGUGACUUGGGAGCCAAUGUCCCAUUUUCAAAAGUGCCUUUGGAGCCAUUGGUUUCCUAGGAGAGUUCUGCUCCUAACUGCAGCAUCGGGGGGGGGAGGGGGGCAACAAAAAAAACCCUCUAUCUUGGUUCUUACAGGGGCUAAGACUUCCUUAUGUGCAUCAGUUUCCCCUCUGCAAGGCAGGGAUAAUAGGCACUGACCUACUGACAGCUCCACGGGAUCUGUGCUCCACCCCCUGCUUUGGAACAGUCUCUAGGGAGAACCCUUCAGGGGACAGACCCCCAAGGGGUCUCACUUUUCCUGCAGAGCAUCCUCCAACUGAAUCUCUGGGGCACCAGCACUCCUACUUCACAGCGGGAGCCCUGUUCAGCAAGUCCAAUUGGGAGAUGUUCCUGGAUAGACUUGGAGACCCCACACCCCGCCUUUGCAAGGACUCAAGUAGCAUUGUCAAAACAGUAGGUUUAUUAGUCAACUGGAACACAGCACAGCAAGUCCUUAGGUUGGCAGUCUCCAAGGUCCUUCAGGUUAGCCCAGACCCCAGCCAAGCUGCAGUGAAGCCCCUUUUCCAAGCACAGUCAUCUCUUUCCUUAGAUCCCUGGUGAGCACCCAGAUGCCUUCCAGCAGACUUUUAUUCCCCCUCCUUCACACCUUCCCAGUCCUUGGUUCUCGAGCUGGGGGAUUCUGCUCAGCUUCCCUGCAGAGAUGUGGGGAAAUCCAUCUCCCUCUGGGGCAUUGGUUGUUAGGUGUCCAUGUCCUGGUGACGGGGUUUGCCAUUGUCCUCUCAGAUUCUCCAUCGACAGGGGGUCAGCCUCCACCAGUCCUUUAAGGGCCCAUUCAGGUUCUGACAGCUAGACAUCAACCAUGCUUAUGUCUCUUAGCCUGCCCUGAGACAACAGUCUCCCCCAACCCCAGUAACCAUGCAAAAUAAAGGGGAAACUGAGGCACACAUUGGCUAAAUAAAAUGACAGAAAACUCCAUAGACACUGCUCUCUACAUCUCAAGGAUGGCAGAGGCUUCAUAGAGCAAUGUAAGAUAGGGGCUCGGAGAUGCUCCUAAGGAAGGUACUACAUAAGCCUACCUUACUGUCCCAUUCUGGGGUGCAGUCCAGACCAGUGAGGGGUUGGAUCACCACUUGCCCUGUAACCCUCAGUGCCUCACAGCUUUGCUGCUUUAGCUCCCAAUCUGCCACUCCCAGCCAGACUCCUAGUCACACCACAAGUGCCCGUUCAUAGCUGCAACCUGGUCCAGCAACACCGGCUUUCAGCCGCCUUGGUUACUACUCUCAGGAUGACCCCACCACACUCCCAGUCCCAGCUUCCCCCAAAGACGUGUGUUCUGCCCUGCCCAGCCCUCUCCUGGACAGUUCGGAUCUUCAUGUUUAUUGCCCCUGUAAAGAGUCAACAUUCAGUUUGUUGCUUUAAGUGGCAUUAAACAAACAGUUUGGUUUACAAACAGCACUGGAUUGUUUUUGAUUAACCACAAAACAAAGACGUAGGAUUAAGUGAAUUCGAGUGUAAGAGGUGAAAUUAGCUACAAGCAAAAACGAGUGAACACACAUCUGCAAGUCUAACCGUCUAGCAAGUUUUGGUUCAAAACUUGGUUUGAGAUGGUCUCACCCCCAGCCUUCCAGCAAGAUGGGGACUGUCCCUUUCCUGGGUCAGGCUCCCUUCCAGAGACAAAGGUGCAGGUGCCUUGGUCUUCUUAGGCAAAAGAGAUCGCUUGGGGUUCUCUGCCCUUUUAUAGUCCAGGGAACCUUAGGAGUGGGUCCUGCUGACGGUUACCCCUCAAAGCAAAGUUUCUGCAAGCUGUGAGGAAGGCAACAUGGAGUCUGGUGGGCAAAGAGGCCUCACGCUCCUUACAGUUCAGCCAAAAAGAAGGGGAAAUUCUUCUGUUUCCUGCCAUCUCCUCCCCCUGCUGUUUUGAGGACCCUGCUGCCCUCAAUUUGCACACAAGUAAACACAUUCCCUUCUUCAGGACAGACCACUAACACCUUUGCCUAGGCGGGGCUGUGGCAUUUUGAACAUGUCCCAUUGUACAGGGGGAUUUCAUAACUUUACAUGAAGUUAUUAGUUUUCAAAUGAUCCCUCACACGACUUAUUUUGUGCAAUGGCAUGUAAGGUGUGAAUACAGGGGUGCUUUCCACCACCACCACUAAUACCACAAUGUAGCCACUUCUGGGGUGGAACACGACAGCUGCUUACCAACCCUCAGCACCACUACACAGUGCAGGGGAAGCAAGGCAGGUCAUCUCACCCACUUCAUGGGGGACCCCUCUGUGCACCCCAGAUCUGGCUGCAUGAGCCACUAGGGUCCUCAGAUCCUGGGGAGCACCAGUCCAACCGAGGCAGCUCAACAGUGCUGUCCCUUUAAGACGCCUGUUUGCCAUGCCAGGGGACUUGACCUCAGCAUCCUCAGCUGAGUUGGAUUAAGGGGGAGGAGGGGUUGAUGCUUGGGCUGGUUUUUUAAUGCUUUUAAAAUUCUCACUCCCAAGCUGCUUUCCCAGCCCCCUCCCCCUGGAGCCCAGGACAGCUAUUCCUUGGCUUCCAAAGUUUGGUACCAGCCAGAGCCGCCAGCCUGGCCAUUUACAGACCCCGCAGCAGGCGGACUGAGCUCACCCAGAGCUGAGUUUCCUUGGUUAGACGCCCAGGGCUGUGGAUGUUCCUGGUGAAGGAUCAAACCCCAGUCACGGCCCUUGGAAGCGGCUUUGCGCUGUCGCAGUGAUUAGGAGCGGCCAUGCCCAUGGCAGAGGGGCCAUGGGAGGGGGCCAGGGCCCAGCAGAUCCAGAGGGCAGGGAAUGCAUCGGGGGAGCAAUUCUAGCCAGAUCCUGCCAGGAAUCACCCCCAGCGAUGAAGGACUUCACUGAAAUCACGCUGUGCCCCGACAGGCUGGAACAGAGUAAGGUACAGGCAGCGGCAGGUGCCACUGGGGAGGGAGCUACAUGGGGUCUUGGCAGUGAACCCGCCUGGCCCAGAGCUCCCGCUGCUGGUGCCACAUCCUGCCCCUGGGGCCUGGCAGUCAUCUCCCAAGCCUGGACCCCUCAGUGCCAUGUGUUCCCCCCAGCUCACCCUCAAUACCAGGCACCCUUAGUCCCCUCCCCCAAGCCCUGGCACUGACCCCCAUCAUGGGAUCCACUCACCAUUGAGGCACCUGCUUGGGGUCUCUCCUUUCAGGUCUGACGCUCCCCCCAUCCGACAGCUGCUCCCGCUGCAUCCCACCUUGCUCUCCAGGGCUCCUGCUGCUUCCUCUGGGACUCAGCCAGGUCACUGUACUGUCCGCCCCUCCUGGAUCCAGUGUCCCAGUGCCAUUCCAGACAGUCCUUCUGCACCACAGCCAGGCCCUGUCCCACUUUCCCAGCAGCAGGGAAGGGAGCCAGGCCUGCCCACUACCCCAGGUUCCAGCCCUGGAGCGCUAUGCCCAGCAGCCACUGUCUGCUUGCUCUGAGGCCCCAGCACUAUUGCCCUGGACUCCUUCCUAUGCACUCCCCACCCCUGAUUUACUACCCAAACUCCCUCCCCCAGGAAGCAACUGCUUCCCCAGCAGCCCCUUCUGCUCUCAGCUUCAUCCCUUUAGACCACCCCACCUGAAAGUCAUCUUCCACUCAGCUUUACUGAGCCCUGGCUCUCCUCCUAGGGCAGCCCAUGAGGUUAAUUGAACUAAUUUAACAUGCUUUGCCUUGUGUGUGUGGGGGGGGGGGGACACCCCAUCACAUCCCCCUCCCACCAUGCCUCCUGUUUCAGCUCCCCAGCACUGACCCCUCCUGCCAUGUGCGCCUGUUCCCAGCACCCAGGGCUGGCCCCCUCACGCACACCCCAGCAGGGCACGGACUCCCAGCAUGCCCCAUGUUUCCCCCCACAGCCACCACAAAGCACUGUUCACCUCCCUGCAGCCCCAUACUGCACUUCUGUCCCAUGUGCCCCACCACGGGCACACCAGCCCCUUGGCCACCUGCUCUGUGUCUUGCAGACGGAGUUUUGCAAUCCCAUCUUCGAGCCCGAGAGCGAGGGGGCUGGCUGCGCGCUCCCCACCCCACACCAGACAGAGGGGGAGAACGGGACCAGCGCUGGAUCCCCCUGGGAUGGCCUCGCUCCCCCCGCAGGCCAGCCGCUCUGGAGCAGGGCGGGCAGGAAACACAGGCCCGACUGCACCUUCUCCUGGCUGUGCGUAGCACUGAUGAGCGCCUUGCUCUUGCUGCUCCUCGCCUUGCUGCUGGGGAUCAUCAUCUCCCAGCUGCAGUCUUCACGCCCGGCCGGCCCUUCCUCUGCGACCGCAUCUGCCCACCACAACGACACCACCACCACGUCACCUGCUGGCACAGCCGAGCCCAUGGCCACCGAGCCACCAAGAGAGCCACCCCCAACCACUACACCAGAGCCCUCCUGUGGGGGGACCCUGCAGGGCCCCGAGGGCUCCCUCAGCUCCCCCAGGUACCCUGCCCCCUACCCACCCAACACCCUGUGCAUCUGGCGCAUCCAGGUGGAGGACGGGCUGGCCAUCCAGCUGAAGAUUGAGUCGCUCAGCCUGGAAGGCACGAGGUGGUGCCUCUUUGACCGGGUGGAGCUGUACGAGGAGCUGGGGGUGGCCAGCGGCUCCCCUUGGGGAGGGACAUCCAGAUUUUGUGGGGACGUGGCGCCCCCGACAAUCAACACCAACUCCAACCGGCUGCGCGUCACCUUCGUCUCGGACAACAGUGUGGGUGCCCUGGGCUUCACCGCCCACUACCGCGCCAUCCUGCCCAGUGACAAGAGCUGUGCCUGGGACGAGUUUUUCUGCGACCAGGGGCUCUGCCUCCGCCUGGGCCUUGUCUGUGAUGGCUUCCACGACUGCACAGACAAGAGCGACGAAGCCAACUGCAGCUCGAGACACAAAGAAUGCGGUGGGUCAUUGACCAGCUUGGAGGGGCAGUUCUCCACCCCCAGCCACCCGCAGCCGUACCCACAUCAGCAGCUCUGUCUCUGGCAGAUCGCCGUGCCCGUGGGCCAUGUGAUCGAUCUGCAAUUCCACAACUUCAGCCUGGAGUCGCAGGAGGACUGCACCUUCGACUUUGUGGAGGUGCACGACAGUGCAGGCACGGACGCCCCCAGCCUCCUGGGCAGGUUCUGUGGCUCCCAACUGCCGCCCGUCCUGACCUCCUCACGACACGUCAUGACCGUCCUGUUCAUGGCAGAUGAGGGCGUGGCGGAGGACGGGUUCUUUGCCACCUACCGUGCCCGGAACGCCACGGAAAAAACAUGCAGCUCCUCGGAGUUCUCCUGCAGCAACGGGGAAUGUCAGGCACGGGAGUCGGUGUGUGAUGGCUGGCACGACUGCCCGGAUGGGAGCGAUGAAUUCAACUGCACGAGUGUCUCACCCCCCUCCUUUGAGUCCUCCUGCCAGCAGAUCCAAGUGGAGAUGUGCUUGGGCCUCAGCUACAACACCACCUCCUUCCCCAACAUCUGGCUGACCAUCCCAGACCAGCAGGGGGCGGCCACCAUGCUCCAAGACUACAAGACCCUGAUGGAGCUCUCCUGCUACCAGCACCUGCGCCUGCUGAUCUGCAGCCUCUUCGUGCCCAAGUGCACGCCGGACGGGGGCGUCCUGCAGCCCUGCCGCUCCGUGUGCCUGACGGCGGAGCAGCGCUGCCAGCAGGCCCUCAGCCUCCUCAGCAUCCUCUGGCCCAUCAACUGCAACGUCCUCCCCGACUCCAACGACCCUGUGGAGUGCUUCAAGCCGUGAAGGGGUGGUGAGGCCUGACAAGCAGAGGGGUGCGGCUGGCUCUCCCCGCAACCUGCUGACUUUGGGGCGGGUGGGGACUCGAAUCCUUCUCUCAGCUAUGCCCUCCCCUUCCUAUGCGUUUCCCUUCAGGGACCUCAGGACACAGGGCCAGGAGCCCCAAAUAAAGGUGCUGGAGAAGAAACCACCCACCCUGAGUCUGGGAGCCUGCUGCCCUAUAACUCCUCUUGGUAUCCCCCAUAACAGUCCCCUAAGGGAGCCACCAGGGGUGGCCCUAAGUGCCUGGAAGGCGACUGACUGGCUGUUGGGGUCCCCACACUGCAUAGCCACUGCACUUCGGCAACGCCUGGCCCCACCUCCCCAGUCCUGCAGUGGGGCUAAAGCGUCAGCCGGCUCGUGCCUUCUUCUCACCCACCACAUCCUCCGAUACACCCCGUCCGAGCAGAGGGGGAGGCGACUCUCUACUCCCCCCACCCCAGUCUACUUCCUGCAGCAAGGUGACAGCUCCCUCCCAGCUGACCCAAGAAUGGUACCUGCACCUCUGACAUAAGGAGCCCAGGGGCAGCCCUCUUUGUCCUAAUGUCCCCAGUCCCAGCAGAGCACACACCUGGGCCUGGCUGAGCGGCCAUUGCCCAUCGCCCGCCUCGUGCUCGGCACACGGCAAGGCCCAGCGCUGUCGAAGGGGGAAAGGCUGCUUUUGGAUUGGGCAUGGGACUCAGGAGAGCCGAGGUCAGUUCUCAGCUCUGCAAUAGACUCCCUGCAUGACUGGGGGAAAAGAAAAAAAUAAAUCCUUCUAUGACUCA